This is a messenger RNA of Penicillium robsamsonii, 246 nucleotides long. RefSeq lists its product as uncharacterized. NCBI's taxonomy places the organism in Eukaryota, Fungi, Ascomycota, Eurotiomycetes, Eurotiales, Aspergillaceae. The coding region runs from base 1 to 246 and encodes 81 amino acids. The record is from RefSeq and is a predicted model, not a curated record. The transcript has 4 exons.
AUGGGUCAGCCAGUAGCCAAGCACCCAGAAACUGGCGAGCCAUACUUUGCACGCACCACACGAACCUCGUUUCCUAGGGAGACUUUAUACGGGCGUUUACAAAGUCAAAUUUUGCUCGCUUUGAUUGGGAAAUUGGAUACAUGGAGGCCGAGACUGCUUGCUGCCUACCAGUCGAUUGAGGGUUAUGAUAUUAGUCCCCAGUUCCUGGGCCAUCUCACUGAAGAUGGUCGUGUUAUUGGUUCCUGA